Molecule: messenger RNA, 2654 nt
Organism: Pocillopora damicornis (cauliflower coral)
Lineage: Eukaryota; Metazoa; Cnidaria; Anthozoa; Scleractinia; Pocilloporidae
Product: peroxisomal carnitine O-octanoyltransferase
Cellular component (GO): peroxisome
Molecular function (GO): carnitine O-octanoyltransferase activity
Source: RefSeq, a predicted model, not a curated record
CCAUCGGCAACAGGUUCGAUUUGACACUGGCCCAGCUUUGGUGCCAAAAAUAGUCAUUCAUGCAUUGUUUAGGAUCACGGUUGGGAUUGAAAACUCUUGAAAGAAGCUGUAUGCAACUGUUUUGUAUUUCUAGCCGUGGCCUUUCAGCUUCAUCAGUGUUCAAAAACAUGGAAAAGACUUUUCAGCUUCAAAAUAAACUUCCAAGCUUACCUGUUCCUCCACUAGAACAGACUUGUAAAAAAUAUUUGGCAUCAGUAAAGCCUCACUUGACAUCAGAAGAGUAUCUUCAGACUCAGUUUUUGGUGAAUGAAUUUGCCAGUGGAGUUGGAAAAGAACUUCAAAGCAAGCUUGAGACAAGGGCAAGUAACAUGCGUAACUGGCUCAAAGAAUGGUGGGAGGAUGUAGCAUACUUAACACCCAGAUAUCCAUCUGCCCCAAUGGUCAACAUUGGAGGACCGAUACCAGUGACAGACAUAUGGCCAGUCCAAACUGGAGCCCAAGUAACAAGAGCUGCCAUAUUUACCCAUGCAUUCCUUAAAGUUUGGCAAGAGCUUUACAGAGAGGAAAGCCCCAUUGAGAGAAUGGGGUCAACUCCACUCUGUAUGUUUCAGUUUACACGGCUCUUUUCAUGUUGUAAAGUUCCUGGCAGGGAAAAGGACUCCUUAAGGACUAACUUUGUCACAGCUCCUCACAGUUCACCCCGUCACAUUAUUGUGCAAGUCAGAGGACGGAUUUUUAGUUGUGUGGUGCUGGAUGAAAAUAUGGAGCCUCUCUCACCAGCAGAAAUUGAAAGCUGCAAGAACGAUUGAAAGCAUUAGACAGCAAUAACCAAAGCAUUCUAGAUACCAUUGAAACAAGUUUGUUUGUUUUGGUACUUGAUGAAAAUGAUCCUGUCACUAAAACUGAGGUUUGUAGUCAAGCCAUAACUGGAGAUUGUAGAAACCGUUGGUUUGAUAAGUCAGUGAGUAUUAUUGUCUUCAAAUCUGGCAGAUUGGCUACUCACUGUGAUCACACUCCAUUUGAUGGUGUUGUGAAAAUAAACUCUAUCAUUUUGGCAAUAAAAUAUCUGAAAGAAAAAGGUGGAGAGUGGAAGGGAAAUUCAGAAGUGAAGAACUAUUAUAAACCCCAAGAACUGGUUUUUGAAGUUGAUGAUGGUAUUAACCGAGCAGUAGAUCUGGCCGUUCAAAAAUAUCAGGAAGCGGCUGACGAUGUAAAUAUCACUGUGCAUUCAUCACGGGAAUAUGGAAAAGGUUUUAUUAAGCCUUACAAGAUUCACCCAGACACGUUUGUACAAUUGGCAAUUCAACUGGCGUAUUACAGGCUACAUCGCAAACCUGCGCCCACUUAUGAAACAGGUCAGACUCGACAAUUUUAUCACGGACGGACAGAAACAAUUCGUUCAUGUACCAUGGAAUCAGUGGCCUGGUGUAAAGCAAUGUUCGAUGGCAAUGCUGAUAAGUCGACGAAAAUGCGGUUGUUUCGUGAAGCUUACACGAGUCAUGAUUCACUCAUGAGAGACGCGGUCAAUGGCCAAGGAAUUGAUCGUCACUUGCUGGGGCUUCAGUUAAUAGCUGCCUCCGAAGGAUUGCCAACACCGGCUAUCUACACAGAUAAAGCGUGGACGGCGAGCGGUGGUGGUGGCAACUUCGUCCUGUCGACAAGUUGUGUAGGAUUUUCUUCAAUACUUGGUGGCUGCGCUGCAAUGGUGAAAGACGGGUAUGGAGCAUUCUAUAGCAUCGAGGACAACAGAAUUAACUUUGUUAUCGCGACGUUUACAACCUCUGAGGUUACGGAUGCCAAAAAGUUCCAGCAUUCACUUGACGAGAGUUUCCGAGACAUGAAACAUCUCUUACUGACAUCUAGGCUGUAAGACGAAGAGCACUCUUUUAACCCUUUCACUCUCAUGAGAGACCAAGAUAGAAUUUCUCCUCACAAUAUCAAUACAUUAUCAAGCAAACAAAUAAUGAGAAUAAAGAAAAAUGUCAGUUAGGAGAUUACUAGUUGAUCCAAUACCAAAUUCUCUUACUAACGUCUUAAGAAUUGUUUGGCAGACAUUAAGGAGAAUUAGUCAUGAGGUCGUGGCAGUGAAAAGGUUAACUGAGAUUUCUCUGUAAGGUCUUGCGCUUGCGUGUGUUGAAAAUCAUUAACGAAGUGAGAAAUGAUUAAAGAAGGUAGAAGUUCGACUUACAUUCCCAGGCACUAUCGACUCUUCCCUUGGUUUACCUCCAAGUGCUCAGAACUGAUUAAACCGUAACCUCUCCUCACAAUAUCAAUACAUUAUGCAGCGUAAAAGUGACGAGAACGUAUACGCUUGUCAGCUAGGGAAUGUUGUUUUGAUGUAUAUAAUACCAAGUUCUCUUAACUAUUUACGAAAAAACUCUGUUAGGUAAAAGAAAGAAUUACUAAUCAGAUCUUGGGAGGUGAAGGGACGCGACAAGGCGAUCAUGAUAUUCAACAACGAGUUUUCAAGCAAUAGCGCAUUAUUAUUAUUUUUUUAACUUACUUUAUAGGGUGGAUUUGUACCCCAAUUUGUCAGUUCAAAAUAAGUUGAGAACGUGUUAUAAGGGAACAUGUGCACUAAAAAUUGUAAUUCGUUUGAGAAGGGUUAUUUUAAGAUGUUGUAAGAGUUAUGUCGAACAAGAAACACUUCCAAA